AUGCACCAGAAACAAACGGUGGAGUUCGUGAAGAGCAUGCAGGAGAAGUGGAUGAAGUUCAACCAUGGGGAGUUCACCAUCAUGGAGGCGGAUGUGGGCGACUCUCCGUCCGCUGUGGGUCACCGGGACACCGACCGGGCGAUCGAGAUGUUGGACGAACUGGUGGACGACAGUGAUCCCGAUGUGGACAUCCCCAACAGCAUCCACGACUUCCAGACCGCUGAGCGGAUCCGAGAGCAGUGGCCUGGAGAGGAGUAUGACUGGUUCCAUUUGGCUGCUCAGUUGGCAUCGGACGGCGACCGUUCGGGUGGUUUCGGGGUGGGCUUGUUGCAUGACAUGGGCAAAGUCAUGGCCUUGAAAAAGAUCGCCGGCGAGGACCUCCUCGAGCAGUGGGCCGUCGUGGGAGACACCUUUCCCGUGGGCUGCGCACCUGCAGAGGAUGCCGUCGUCUUCCCCGAGUCCUUCAAAGGCAACCCCGACUACGACCACCCGGUCUAUGGCACCAAGUAUGGCAUGUACAAACCCAACUGCGGCAUUGGGACUCUUGGGCGGACCUGGUGGGGGAUGAAUGGAGUUUCAAGGAUGUUGAAGUUUAAUGGUUGCACCAUUCCUGAAGCUGGAUUGAACAUGAUCCGCCUUCACUCCUUCUACCCCUGGCACGACAAGCGCGCCUAUACCCACUUCGAAAGUCCGGAGGACGAAGUGUGA
Molecule: messenger RNA, 708 nt
Organism: Durusdinium trenchii
Lineage: Eukaryota; Dinophyceae; Suessiales; Symbiodiniaceae
Source: the annotation of a GenBank genome assembly